AUUUAUAUGCAGUGGUAUAUACAUGCCUUCUUGCCCCACGUGACCGUUUUGAUGCUGCCGCGGACGACUCCCACGAUUCGGCUCAACGGCGCCUCGGCGACCUGUUUCGUUUCGGAUUCGAAGGUAGAAGAAGACGGAGGAGAUGGAGGAAGAAGAAAUAGUCCCACAUCUCGAAAGGCCAAAAAUGGAAAUCCGGGAGGGAGUACUUACGAGCAUGAAGGAACACAGAGAGUGGCAAACGAGGCAAAGUGGGUCGAGAAAAGAGCAUCUUGCCGGUGGGACGAACCUCGCAAGACUUCUCUAAAAUCUCCACGGCGUCUCUGUCUCUCUCCGAAAACAAUGGAAUCCUAUGAGCCUAAAAGCAUCCUCAUCACCGGAGCGGCUGGUUUCAUCGCAUCCCAUGUUGCGAACAGGCUUAUCCGAAAUCACCCCGAUUACAAAAUUGUGGUCCUGGACAGACUCGACGAUUGCUCCAAUCUUAAAAACCUUUCCCAUUCUGCAUCUUCCCCCAACUACACGUUCGUUAGGGGCGACAUCACCAAUACUCAUCUUCUCCGCUCCCUUCUCAUAUUGGAGUCAAUUGACACCGUAAUGCACUUUGCAGCUCAGACUCACGUUGGCAAUUUUUUCUACAACCCGUUGGAGUUCACUAGAAGCAACGUCUAUGGAACUCAUGCUCUGCUUGAGGUCUGCAAGGGCUCCGAUCUAAUAAAGAGAUUUAUCCACGCUAGCACAGGCGAAGUUUAUGGGGAGACCGAUGAUAAUGCCAUCGAAGAUUCCAUGCUCCUCUCUACGAACCCUUGUUCGGCCAUCAAAGUCUGCGCUGAACAGCUUGUAAUGGCUUAUGGAAGUACCUAUGGCCUAUCAGUCAUAAUCACCCGUAUUAAUAAUGUGUAUGGACCGAAUCAAUUUCCCGAAAAGCUGAUUCCAAAGUUCAUACUUCUGGCAAUGAGAGGUCAAACUUCCCUACAGUUGGGUCUCAGAAUAGAU
Phalaenopsis equestris is the source of this 990-nucleotide messenger RNA. RefSeq names its product trifunctional UDP-glucose 4,6-dehydratase/UDP-4-keto-6-deoxy-D-glucose 3,5-epimerase/UDP-4-keto-L-rhamnose-reductase RHM1-like. The annotation marks the transcript as partial. Lineage: Eukaryota; Viridiplantae; Streptophyta; Magnoliopsida; Asparagales; Orchidaceae. Gene Ontology annotation, molecular function: UDP-L-rhamnose synthase activity; UDP-glucose 4,6-dehydratase activity. The transcript is spliced from 2 exons. Gene Ontology annotation, biological process: auxin export across the plasma membrane; UDP-rhamnose biosynthetic process; flavonol biosynthetic process. The record is from RefSeq and is a predicted model, not a curated record.